ACCUUGCUGGCUCUCAGCUCGACUGCCUUCGGCAUCGCAUUCCCUGGGCCUGCUCCAACCGCAGCAAGCGAAGCCAAUUUGAAUGGCCGCUCACCAAGACCUACUGGGGGACCCCCAUCUCUCGCCGAGCUCUUCCGUCGUCAACAAGCGGAUGAUGGUGUCUGCGGCUACCUCGAUGGAGAGAGCGAUGCUCCUGUGUCCUGCACGGUUGGAAACUGUCUUUACGACGAAAGAAUCUCCUGGUUUGGUUGCUGUACUGGCACCAUGCGUUCCGACUGUCAACUGUUCACGACUUGUGUGGGCUCAGCGUCCAUCAACUCCUGCCUCUCCAAUUCAGCUUGCGCCAACGACGAAUACGCACUCGCUUGUACUGCUUCUACAGCAGGCGUGUGUAUGACUAUGUGGGGCUCCGUAACUAAAGGCACGGUGAACCACUACGUGUGCGGCUCAACGAGCACGAGGGUGCAGGUCCUCGCAACACCCACAGGAAGCUCAGCGACAACAAGGGCAGUCACCACUGCUCAAUCUACGGCUGGUGCUAUGAAGACGGCGCAGGUGGUACUUGGAGCUGCUGGAGGCCUUGCAGGUGUCAUUGCC
Molecule: messenger RNA, 597 nt
Organism: Macroventuria anomochaeta
Lineage: Eukaryota; Fungi; Ascomycota; Dothideomycetes; Pleosporales; Didymellaceae
Exons: 3
Source: RefSeq, a predicted model, not a curated record